UAAAUACGGUUAUAGGCACAGUAGAAAGACGCCAGUGUCAGCAUUUCUGAUUACCACAUUCACUUUCGUGACGAAAAGAGCUUAAUAAAUUUUCACUUAAAUUUAAAGCCUAAGAAAAAGGAAAAUUUUGCCAAAAAUUUAUUUGUGAAUACAUCAUUUAUUUAGCUAGUACAAAGUAUUCAGUGAUUCCGCAAUCCUCGCCCCUCUCGUUAAAAGCUUUAACCGAACCCGUUUUGCGGAAAAUCGAAGAAACCUACCAGAACGUCGGCGAAAAGAAGCACGGGGGUGAUCCAAGUGUUGUAAUGCUGUUCGAAGUGAUAGCUGGAAUAUUUGACCCAAAGUUCAUGAACUAAGCCAAGAAGCGACGACAUAAACGUUAAAUAGAAGCUAAUAUCUAUUGGUUCAGUGAAUUUGUGACCACAAAAAUCGAUCUGUUAUCGAUGCAGUUAACGGUGAAAGGGAAACAUUACCAAAAAACACAACCUUUUAACAAACUUUAGCGUUUUUGGUGUGUUUUUGUAUUGGUUUUAAAAAUGUUGCGUGAAAAUCUUCGAUUGAAUGUGCGGCAAAGUGUAAAUUGAUUUAUGUGUAUAUUAAUAAAUUGUUAUAACAUAUUCAUUCACCUAUGUAUAUAAACAUUUGUGUUGGUUAGAUGUUCAUAUACAAUAAACAGUUAGGAAACUGUGUUAAAUAUAUGAAAGAAGAAUCAGUAAAAUUGACAUUGACUUGGGAAGGAAAAGCGUGCGAAUGACAUUUCUGCUGGUCGGCGAAAAUACCAGGGAGAGCCCGCAAAUAUUUGUUUGCCAAAGAGCGCAAGUGUUUACAAACCAACAGUGAGAGAAGUAUUCCUGCAUUUGUAUGUAAAUAAUAAUAAUAAAAACGUGAACAACCCCAAAAAGUUAGAAUAUCCUUUAGUAGAAAACGUGCAUUCUCAAAGUUACAACCCAGUCGUCGGAGUUAAGCUGCGGCAAAGAGUCGAAACAAAUCUGAAACUCUAAGAAACGCCAAUAUUUUGCAAAACAAAAUUUUUUGACAAAUUGUUAAGCUGUUCAAAGCGAAAACAGCUGUGAAGUUGAUCACCAAAGAAUUGCAGUGCAAAGCAUCAGCCACCAGCUUAUCGGCGCAUAUUAGUCAAUUCCAACGAGCUCGUCAAAUAUACUUUUGCAAUUUAUUUUGCUUCUUUGUAGAAUAAAUCCGAUUUUCAACAAUGAACCCGACGCAGCAAGAUUGCCGGUGUAUUUGACACACGCCAAAUAGAUGUGGUAACAAAAAAAAAAAAUAAUAAUAACAAAAGCAACGUAGUGAAAAAGACGCAGUUGAAUUGCAAAAGUCAAUACAAAUAAAAAUAAAAAUAAAUCUUACACACUUAUUAGAUAAACAACACUGCUGCGAGACAGUCGCGAAGAAAACAUUUGAAUUCGUUUUAUUUUGUUUUUUAUUUUGUUCUCGGUUUUUUUUUCUAAAGCAAAAUAAUGAAAAAAUAAUCAUACAAAAGUUAUAAAAAAAAAAAUGAAAUUAUGCAAAAAAAUUUAAUGUAAAAUACUUUGAGCCAUUUUCGGUGAACUUUACGAGUAUAUAUUUUUAAUUGGUCAAUACGCUCAACCUAGGGAAAUCUACCUGCCGCAUGUGGAUUCUAUCGGUGCUUGUGAUUCUGCCAAAGACGUUGUUGGAGCGGACGACGCCGCACUGCAAUAGUGCAACCAAAUUCAAAGCGAAGCUCGUCAGACACCAAUUGUCAGCAGAAACAACAUUCGCAGCCGCCUUAGCGCCCAGCAGCAGCAGCAGAAACAAAAAGAACAACAAAAACAGUUGUAUCAGCAGUGUACCAGAAACAACUGUAGCCUUUAACCCAAAGCAAUAUUCUAGCCAAUUAAUAGUCGAGUGUGUGCCCAUCGCAUUUUUAGUAUCCACAUCGUUGUCGCCAUCGACGGUUUCUUCGUUAUUCAUCGACAUUGUAUUUAUUUUCAUUGCAUCGCUUAUUAAUUUACGCGUCCAACAUUUCCUCCACAACGCGAUUAAAUCGAAGUUAGUAUUCUUGAUGAAUGACUUUCGCAUAAAAUCACUUUAUAAGCCAACAACAACAACAGCAACAGUAGCAACUGACAGUGGAACAGAAUUAACUGUAAUAUUAUCAAAAAUAUUAAAAGCUAUUAGAACAGUGUUAGAAAGCAAUAAUAAUAACAACAAUAGCAGCAACAGCAAUAAUAUAAUAAAAUCUAUAAUUGAGACAACCACAGUAGCGUUAACCAAUCCAGCACCACGCAUCAGUGAAGCUAUCCCUGAAGCCCCCCUAGAUUCAUUAAUACCAUCAGUAAAUAACCAAAACAACAUCACGGUGGCCGCCUUUGUACAAUUACGGCUUUUUAAUAAUAACUCCUUCUCGUCGAACAAUCAUCGUACUUACAAUAACGGCAGUAAAUCGAAUAAAGUAUUUCUACACUACACACCACGUGAUCCGCGUUUAAGAAACGCCAGUGAAAAUCAAGACAUUUUGAUCAAUAAACACCAGUUCGAUAGUGUUAGUGAAUUGAAAAUAACUGAAGAUUUAUGCGCUUAUGGCGAAGUUAUCGGAGGUACCUCCGCAAUAAUAAUACAAAUUAUUAGUGCUAAUUUACCAAUAUACUGUGAUUGUAAUAAAAUUAUUAAUUGUUGUAAACGUAGUAAUAUUAAUAAAACUAAUAAUAGUAAAUUUGGAAGUGAAAGUGUGAGUGCGAGUGCGAGUAACAACUUAAACAUUGGUGAUCAUUCACGUAGUAAAACUAUUUCGGCUGUCAACUCUCACAAACUAAUAUAUAACAAAAUACAAAAGCAAACACACAACCCGGCCGCAGAGUCACCCGAAAAAAAUAAGUUCUUGAGGAACUCGCGGCUUGGGCUCCAAAAAUUUAACUCAUUGAAGUGCACAGUUGGUAUUCUGCUUUGAGUGUAAAGUCGAGCAUACCGUGCAAGCACGCACGUGAACGCUAUAUUUUUCGCCACAGCCGCUGUUACAGUGAGUUUCGUGGCGUGACAUUUAAACCGGAGUUAAAACUCUCACCAACAUACCGUUAUAAAAAGAACUUUAAAUAGCUAGUUGUUUGUCGUGACUUGAAA
Molecule: messenger RNA, 3093 nt
Organism: Bactrocera latifrons
Lineage: Eukaryota; Metazoa; Arthropoda; Insecta; Diptera; Tephritidae
Exons: 3
Coding region: 1625-2923 (432 amino acids)
Source: RefSeq, a predicted model, not a curated record